This is a messenger RNA of Planococcus citri (citrus mealybug), 1044 nucleotides long. RefSeq lists its product as uncharacterized. Lineage: Eukaryota; Metazoa; Arthropoda; Insecta; Hemiptera; Pseudococcidae. Gene Ontology annotation, molecular function: odorant binding. The transcript is spliced from 7 exons. The record is from RefSeq and is a predicted model, not a curated record. The coding region runs from base 183 to 854 and encodes 223 amino acids.
AAUGGGCUACCGCUACCUAUGUUCUUCGUUACAUGUAAACUGAUAAAGAAUUUAUUCUUAAUUGCAUUUUUUACUUGAAUGAAGGUGAAGUUCCAAUAAUAGUGAUCUGUUGUUGUAAAUUGACUAACAAAAACCUCAUACGUCCUUAAAUUUUGAAAAACCAUAGACUGUUUUUCAUCACGAUGAACAAAGCUGUAAUUAUUAUUUUAGUAUCGAGUUUAUCGUUAAUAUCGAUGCUCGAUGCACAAUCGUCAAUAAACGACGCGAAAAUUCACGAAGAAGAUAAAUUUACCAAGGAAUGUAACGUUACAAAUCCAGUGACACGAGAUCCUCGCGAUUUGAUCGUUUGGUCUCUUCUAAAUGGAGCUAGAAUAAAUCUAACUCAAGAUGAAAAAUGUAAUUUACACUGCUUCCUUCAAAAAGCCAAAUUCGUAGAUGAAAAUGGUAACCUACUGGGCACAGGACUUCUCAACUAUACACUCAAGAGUAUUCCGGAAAUCGCUCAAUACAGCGAUGUAUUAAUCGCUCAAAUAUUCCAGCUCAGAAGAUCAACGAAAAACAUGGACAAUGCAGACAAAUGUAAAAAAGCUUUCAUCAACUAUCAUCAGUUUGGCCGAAAUAUUUUCACUCUGGCAAUAGCGAAGAGUUUACCUGGAGCCGAAAAUAUUAAAAAGGUUUUAGAGAAAGGCGAAGCACCAGCUCCCGAACUCCAAAGAAACGUUGAUCAUUAUUUUCAGUCGAUCAAUAAUGUAACGGUACCGUACGCGAAUUUUACUCCGACAGCAUUUACCAGAUUAGCACAAUUAGUAGCUUUCAAAACAUACACAGGUGUUUGUGUAUCAUGUGUACUUUAAUGGACCUAGACCUAUAGCAACUCCGUCUUCGAUACCACGAAUCAUCUACAUCACAAUCUAGAGGUUUAUUUUUUAAUUUUAUGAUUUUUUUUGGUUUGUGAAUUUAGGUAAAGCAUUCUUUUGUAAUUUGCUAAUGUGCAAUGUUUUGAAAAUGGAAAAAAUACCUCAAAUAAAUACAUAAUAAAUUAAA